CCUGCAUUGUCUACUAGUACUGGCGUUUUGCCGUUUUCCUGGGUUUCUCGGUUUGGACACACGGGGUACUAAAAGUGUUAGACAGCUGCAUGCAUUGUCCGUUUCCAUCUUCUUUCGGUUGCAUUAUCGGGCGAAUGUUUCACUUUCUUUCUUUUCUUUCCCUUCAACCUUCUCAUAACAAGACAUACAUCAUUCUUGUGUCUUGGCUAUGCUAUCUUCAUCUUUUCCCCACCAUUGCAUGCAUCAGCGGGUUUCAUUCUUGUUUUAUCAUAUCUUUUUCUUCUUUUUUUUUCUUCAUCCAUUCCUCCCAAUUAUUGUGGGAGAUGAUUUCUUCAGCCUUCCGGUCCUGGUUGACCGCAUUUUCUAUUCUACUUUCGUCUGACUCCUGUCUGUCUUGCGUCUGCUUGUUUGUGUUUUCACUUAUUAUUAUAUUUAGCCCUUGAUUUGUAUGUAGAUACCCUUAGGUAGGCUUGGGUCUUUUGUUGUUGUCGCUGUUGUUGGUGUCGUCCGUCCGUCCGUCCGUCCUCUUGCUGGAUAGAAAGAAGGACUGACUGGCUGGCUGGCUUGUUUGAUUAAUUACAUACUUAGUACAUAGUGAGGGAUUUGAUGAAAUCUGUUGAUACUACUUCUAUUCAUGUUUCAUUCAAUGUGAAACAGUACUCGUAAGGAAGUAGAUGAAAGUUCAAGUAAAUAGUAGUAGCAGUACG
Messenger RNA from Aspergillus vadensis CBS 113365, 707 nucleotides. RefSeq lists its product as uncharacterized. The record is from RefSeq and is a predicted model, not a curated record. The transcript has a single exon. NCBI's taxonomy places the organism in Eukaryota, Fungi, Ascomycota, Eurotiomycetes, Eurotiales, Aspergillaceae. The coding region runs from base 90 to 443 and encodes 117 amino acids.